Molecule: messenger RNA, 2052 nt
Organism: Schistosoma turkestanicum
Lineage: Eukaryota; Metazoa; Platyhelminthes; Trematoda; Strigeidida; Schistosomatidae
Source: the annotation of a GenBank genome assembly
AUGUCUGAUACUAGUCAUCAGAAUUCAAAGCAACAGACGUCAGUUGAGCACAGUGGAUCAGGAUCAUCAGUAUCAUCAAAUAAUUAUACAGAGCCUAGUACUUCAACUAAUCAACGCCCUCAUGUUUCUACGUGGGUGUAUAUUAAAUGGCUCAUAUGGUCUACUAUUGCAAGUAUUUUCGGAUGUAGUAUCCCUGUCUUUACACCAUAUGAUAACACUUGGCCAACUACAUCAAAUUUAAUUGAUCAUAAUAAAUUUGAAUCGAAUGAUUCAAAUCUACAUGAGAAUAAUGAUGACGCAUGUAGUACACAAUUAUUGAAUGAAGUGAAUAAUGUGUGUACAGAGAAAAAUGCCAUUUCUUAUCUUUCAUCAUCAACUUGUGAUUUUGAAUUAGACGUGAAAACUACUGACACAGAGAAAGUUACACUUUCCUGUCAAAAUCAUAUCCCUGAAAAUGCAAUAAAAUUAGAUUCAUCUUCUAAAGACAUUACUGAUAUUGAUAAUAAUAAUAAUAAUAAUACAUCAAGGAAAAAUGGAUAUUUUUGCAAUAUUAAUGAGACAUUAAACUGUAAACCACUAACUGAUUCGGAUUUAAUUCCAAUUUCUACGUCAAUAUUUACUGAUCCUGAAUACUUAUGUACAGAAUCGAAUCCUGUGACAUUUACCCUAUUGGAUUCAUAUCAGUUGAAUUCAGUUAAUGGUUUAAUUGAUAAGGUAACUCAUGAUAGUUAUGUUCAUAAUUUAAUAAACUCUGUAUUACCACGUAAUUUAUCUAAUUCAAGUGAUAUAAGUGUGCCAAUUGAAGUACGUAAAAUGUACGCAUGGAAUAAAUCGACUCCAAUCAAUCCUCAGCCAUCAAUUGAUAAUCAUAAAACUGAAUGUAACUUAGAAGUAGGAUCCGUUUUAUCAGAUGAUAUAAAUGCAUCACCUGGACAAUAUAAUUUAUCGGAUAAUUCUUAUCCACCUUUAAGUCCUAGUACACUGGGAGAAGAUAGUUUACAAGUUGAAUGUUUUGAUAAAUCUCCUGAGAUAGACUUAAACUUACCAGAUAUUAGUCGGUCAGAUCAGACAUUGGCAUGGGCAAUAUCUAAUCUCUGUGUUAAUAAUGCACCUAACGAAUUAGAUACUGAUUCAAAUGAGAUUCUAUCUAAUAAACAAACAGAAGAUCUAUCACCUUCUGAUGAAACAGUUGACUUUACUGUAAAAGCCUGUCAAAAUUUCAAUCUAUCCUCCCGACCCCCUGUGCCGAAUUCUUUACAGAGACCAAGCAGAGAUCGUAGUCCUGUUUAUUGUAAAAAUAUUACCACUAAUCGACCUAAGAAUUCAUCAGAUUUAUCUACUCUCCUUCCAUUUGAUGGUGCUCAGUUAUUCACUGUAAGUGAUAAAGUUGAAACCAUUGAAACGGUUAAACCGAAACGCAGUAGUUCGCUUAAAUCUAACAGAAGCCUUUCAGAUACACAUGAACCAAAAGCAGUUCGUUUCGCUGAUGCUUUAGGACUUGAUUUAGCAACUGAACGACAUGUGUAUGAUUCUGAAGCUCCUCCAAAAAUACCAGCCUCGGCUACAUUUGAUUUAGAAUUAGAUUCUGAUGAAUCUAUUGCAAAAAUUGGUGCAAAACAAUUCGGUUUAUGUUUUUCACAACCAGGAUUAACAUCGAAUUUUAUUCGUCGAGUACUUACCAGUAAUAUAUGCUUAGAAGAUUGUCAUAUUGAUAUGCAACAUUGUAUACUAACUGGUACAAUAAGAGUUAAAAGUUUAGGUUAUGAAAAGCAUGUUACCAUUCGUAUUACAUAUAACAAUUGGAUUACCUUUUUCGAUACACCUGCAUCAUACAUUCAAGGAUCCUAUGAUGGUGUAACAGAUAAAUUCUCUUUUAGUUUAAUCUUUCCUGAUACAAUGGUACCAGGUGAUAAAGCGCAAUUUGCUAUACGCUAUGAAACACAUACUGGUGAACAAUUUUGGGAUAAUAAUCAUGGACAAAAUUAUUGUGUAACAUGUUAUGCAAAAGCUACAGAUUUAGCUGGUGAUGGAUCAUGGAUGCAUUACCUUUGA